GAAGAAAUUCUCCCGGUUCGUACACCAAGGAACCAGUGCGUAUCUCGUCCGCGAAACCGUUCAGCUCCAUCGAACCAAACUUUCUUACACGUUAGAGGUACCCACGUUGAAAAUUCAACAGCAUUUUAAUUAGGAAUGUGUAAAAUUUAAAUUGGAUUUUUUGCUAUAAUAUACAAAUGUGUUCUAUUUUUAUGCCAACCGACUACGAAAUGUUGGUCAGUCAUAGUCCACCAGUUUAUGGAGGGUGUUUAAAAAAAUAUCCUUCCUACGGUUACCAACCGACCACUUCUUGUAAAGGUAAUUUUACAACCGGAAAGAAGUCACCAAAAAUGCCGUCAACAACAACACCACGCCGUCCAUGUUUGGUGAUAAGAACUGAAUUAAACGGGAAUGAUUGUCCACCGCCUGAAGAUGAUCUUCCAAGUCCAACCAGGUUAAAGAAAAAAGUUGUCUUCGCGGAUGACCACGGUAGGCCUUUAACACAAGUCAGGAUAAUGACGGAACCUUCAAAUGUACCACCAUUAUGGAGUUUUCGUUUUCUUGCCCAAGUCACUCGGGGUUUAAAUACGGAAGAAUUUCCAACACCAGAAGAACCGUGGGAAGUGACGUUUUCGCAACCGGCUUCCGAUUACGUUGAAUUUAGAAAGAAGUUGGAUGAAGAGAAGGUUUCUUUGGAAAAUGUUAUUAUUAAAGAAAAUGAAGAUGCAGUUAUUGGAACCGUUAAAGUAAGCAAUUUAGCUUUUGAAAAAGAAGUUUUUGUUAGAUCAACAUCGGAUAAUUGGGAAACCCAUCAAGACACUUACUGUAAAUUUGUACCAAACGCUUCAACAAAUACUUCAAGUGCAGCUUACGUUCUUUACGACACCUUCUCGUUUAAAUUAUCUUUACCGCCAAAGUCGAAAAGGUUGGAAUUUUGCGUUUGCUUCAAAUGCAAUGUCGACGAGUAUUGGGAUAACAACGGUAAUAACAAUUAUGUUUUGAUUAAAAAAAUCAACACCUUACACAAAUCGAAAAGUGAAAAUCAACUGUUGAAUUUAAAAAGUUUUGAUAACGAUCAAAUUCAAAAAUCGAAAAGUUACGAUUCACUUUACAUGAAAAUGGAUUCUUGGUCACAAUUUGCAUCCUGGACCUAUGCAGAUAAUUCACACCCAUAUUGGUAAAGAAGAAAACGAUUACGAAAACACUUGAGAGGAAAUGAUGUGCGACCUUGAGUUGACCUCGCAUUAACCGUGAAUUCAACGUUGCCAAACUGUGCCUCCAUUGCAACCGAUUCGAUUUGGCGAAUGUUGUUUUGGCUUGUGACAACGUAUCUGUGAUAAAUAGCGAACUAUUUUUGUAAUAAAAAAAUAUAUCAACACGGUAAGAAGAAUCUAUAUUUAAAAAAUCAUACUCUUGAAACAUCUUUCGAGUUUGCGCACCACUAUUUUCGAUACCUUUAAAAGGUUUUGCGCAAUCGCAAAAGAAUUGUUAUAAGAAUAAAGUGUUAAAACAGAUUUUUUUUUAAUAAUCCUAUCGCUGAUUACGUAUAAGACUGAGCUGUACAUAACACGUUUAUAUACGAUUAUUUUUUUGUAGUUUUUACUAUGUGUUUCUAGUACGUAUUAUUAAAGUAUCGUUUUUGUAUGUAAAUAGAAAAUAUUAAGUUACAAUUAAGGAAUUAAAAAGAAGUAGAUUUAAAUGUCAGUAUGUUCCUUGUUUAUAUUUUUAUUUUAAUUUAAUUAAUUUAGGCCUUUUUUAAAUAUUUUUACGUUUAUGCCUGUUAUUUGCAUGAUUUUGUACAUAUAAAUAUAGCUUGCGAGCAAAUAUAGUAAUCUUACAUUAAUUGUACCUACUCUAUUUUUAUUUUUUUUUCUUUUUGUUUUUGAAUAAAGGUGUUGCAAUCCA
Molecule: messenger RNA, 1884 nt
Organism: Onthophagus taurus
Lineage: Eukaryota; Metazoa; Arthropoda; Insecta; Coleoptera; Scarabaeidae
Gene: Gbs-70E
Product: Glycogen binding subunit 70E
Biological process (GO): regulation of glycogen biosynthetic process
Cellular component (GO): protein phosphatase type 1 complex
Molecular function (GO): protein phosphatase 1 binding; glycogen binding
Source: RefSeq, a predicted model, not a curated record